UUUGGCUUCAAUGGCUGGUAACUCCACAGCAGCCACUGAGAGUUCUGAAAGACUCAGAAACUCAAUCAAGCCAAAGUGGGUCAGGUUCCCAAUCUCAUCAUUUUAAGUGCAUGUGUGCAUAUGUUAUAAGCUCAGAGAUCUGACAUUUUAUUAUUUUUUUUUUGUUUUGUUUUGUUUUGUUUAUAAAUCAUGUAAUAAGCCUGACAUCAAUUAUUCUCCUUUCCACCUUUAUAUCUGUUUCCUGCAAAUUUCCCCAUCCCAUGUUCCCCGGUACAUACACUUCUCGGGAGUUCUGUCCCUUAUUUUCUUCUCAAAAAGUGCCUUUCCCUUCCUGAUUUUCUCUUUCGGUUCUCUGAACUAUAAACCCAGCCAAAGAUUUCCAUUAGUUUGUUGCUUUCUCAUUUUGGGUUCUCAAAAAAUAAAUGGUUUUUUCUACCAAUCUCUAAAUUUUUCAAAGAUGCCAAAGUUUUUGCGUCAGUCUCCUCAGUCCUUUUCUCUUCAGGGCUGGUGAGUGUAACAUUUGUUCUUUUCUACCAUUACUACCAAGUGUUUGGAACUAAAUAUUAAUUUCUGGGCUGGUUUUUUAUUUAUUUUUUUUAUUUAUAAUUUUUUUAGAACCGAAAGCUCAGACCUUCCUAAUCUGAAUCCGGGAACGGUGUGAUAUUUUUUCAGUCUUGUUUUCCUAUUAUAAAUCUCAUUUUUUUUUUUUUUAAGGAAUUUCAUCUCCUCUAAGUAUAUUCCCAGUUUUCCUUCUCUGCAAGCCAUCAAAGUCCACAGAUUUGAUUCCUUUUCUCAACCUGGGGAUUGAGGAAAAACGCUUUGUUUUUUUCAAUCUGGGUAUUGAGGGGGGGAAAAAAAAACUCUAUAUUUGUGACCCUUUCUGCAAGAUUUUUGCGUUCACAUCUGAAAUCUUGAAUAUUUCUGCAUCUGGGUUUUCAGUGUAAUGCAAAUUGAAGGUCCAAAACAUGGCCAAUCUUGUUCCUGGUGUCCUUCUCAAGCUUCUGCAGCACAUGAACACAGACAUAAAGGUUGCUGGUGAGCACAGGUCAUCUCUAUUGCAAGUUGUGAGCAUUGUUCCGGCGCUUGCAGGUGGUGAGUUAUUCCCAAACCAAGGUUUUUACCUCAAGGUUUCAGAUUCCUCACAUGCCACCUAUGUAUCUCUCCCUGAUGAACAUGAUGAUCUCAUUCUUAGUGAUAAGAUUCAACUGGGUCAGUUUAUUCAUGUUGAGCGGCUCAAAGCGGCCUCACCAGUCCCGAUUCUUCGCGGGGUUAGGCCAGUUCCGGGGCGCCACCCAUGUGUGGGAAGCCCUGAAGAUAUUGUUGCAACUCACUCGUUGGGAUUUCUGAAUAAUAUUUCGUCUUCGGGUUUGAAACAUGAGGAGAAAGUGAAAUCACCUAAGAAAGUCUUGGGGAAUAAUCAUGUUGGGGAAAAGGAGAAGGCGAGAUUGAAUGGCAGUGUUAAAGAGGAGCAAUUGGAUAAGAAAAUGGGGUCUUUUAGUAGAUCAAAGUCACACUCAUUGAAACCGGCAUUGAAUUUGGAAGUAAAGAAGGAAUCGUUAGGGAGAUUGAAGUCAUUCAAUUCACGGUCUAUUCCUUCGUCUCCGACAAGUUGUUAUUCGUUGCCGUCUUCUUUUGAGAAGUUUGCGAAUGGGGUCAGGCAGCAGGCAGAGAUUAAGGGAGGGAAGGCAACUGCUAAAUUGGGGGUGGCGGAAAAGGGGAAUGUUAUUCGCACGGCUAGUCCCCUCCCCUCUGGGAAGAUGGUAGUGAUGGGAAACCCAAUUAGAAGUUUCGUUCAAGGGAUUGAGCUGGGGGCCAAGGCUCUGAGGAAGAGCUGGGAAGGGAAUAUGGAGGUGAAGAGUAGAGAGAAUUCUAAAUUAAGGGCCACCAAAUAUGAUUCGAAGCCCGAAGUGCGGAGUUCUACACCUAGAUUAAGUACGUCAUCAAGGAUAAGUACAUCAUCAAGAAUGAGUACAUCAAGUGAAAGGUUGCUAUCCAACGAGGAGAAUAUGGUCCAGUCAUCUGCUAGGUCAUCCAAAGGGGACAUUAAGGCUCAAAUAUCUGCAAAGAAAGUUUCUGCAAAUGGGAGUUCGGGUGAUCAAGAAAAACCAAGUAAGCAAACAACUUCUGCUGGAAAGAAAUCAUCAGGAGAACUUUCCAGUAAUGGGCUCCCAGGAAACUUGGUCAAGGUUCCCCUAAAUAGUAGAAGAUUGACAGAAGGAAGUGUUUCAUGGGCUUCUCUCCCUUCCUCUCUUGCAAAGCUUGGAAAGGAAGUAAUGAAGCACAGGGAUGCUGCACAGAUGGCAGCAGUAGAGGCUAUUCAAGAAGCUUCUGCUGCAGAGAGCUUAAUUCGAUGUCUAAGUUUAUACUCUGAGUUAAGUACCUCUGCUAAGGAAGAGAACCCACAGCCUGCAGUUGAGCAGUUCUUGACUCUUCAUGCGAGCUUGAAUAAUGCUCGCAUGGUUGCUGAUUCUCUAUCAAAAUCUAUUCCAGGCUGUAUGUCCCCAGAUGAUGAAGAAAACCUAUCAGAAGAAGCACUAAAGGUCAUGUCGGAUAGGCAAAAACGUGCAGCUUCUUGGGUCCAAGCUGCAUUGGCAACCAAUCUAUCAUCUUUUGGUGUUUUUAGCAAAGAAACUCGAGUUCCAGGUCCAACUCCAACAACUCAAAGUCAAAAGACCAUCCCAGUAAAUCAACCAGUAUUAGUCCUAGAAAAUUCUAGCAAGAAUACGUUGACAAAGACGCAAGGAAAAGCCCGGCAGAUGGUCGGUUCUAAGCUUGCACAAGGACCUCCUCGUCGGUUAGGGGACUUGCCGGCCAUGAGUCAGAAGCCUCUGGCCCAACCCCCACCAGAAUGGGUUAGAGGAAGUGGCCUGGAGGAGGCAGUUGAUUUAGGCGAGAUGUUGCAACUGCAGUCCAAGGAUUGGUUUUUGGGAUUUGUAGAGAGGUUCUUGGAUGCUGACAUGGACAACUCGGCCUUGUCAGAUAACGGUCAAAUAGCGGGGAUGUUGAGUCAGCUGAAGAGUGUGAACGACUGGCUGGACGAUAUUGGAUCAAGCAAGGUUGAAGGAGAAUCAUCCAAUAUUUCAGCAGAUACAAUUGAGAGGUUAAGGAAGAAGAUAUAUGAGUAUCUGCUUACGCAUGUUGAAUCAGCUGCUGCUGCACUAGGUGGUGGUGGUGGUGGUUCACAAUCCUCAACAACAGAAACAAAAGUUAGAAGGUGACGUCGUUUUUUAAGCUUGGAUAUGGUGUCUGCAAUUCAUCAAAGUGGUAUCUGUGGCCGUUUACCGCCAAGUGGUCACACAAGUUGAGUAUAUUUAUUCCUGUGCAUAUAUUGUCCGUGGGUUUGGGGGGCGUAUAGAUGGAGUACUUACUAUUUAACAGGGAAAGCAUUUGAUGAAAGGAACAUGCUCUUUCAUUUCUUUUCUUUUCUUCUCUUCUAUUUUUGCUUUUUUUUCCUUCUUUUUUUAACUUCGUUGGAAACUACAUAAAAGAUAAUGAAAAAGAACAUUGAACAUGAACAUUCCAGCC
Messenger RNA from Alnus glutinosa, 3525 nucleotides. RefSeq lists its product as uncharacterized. Lineage: Eukaryota; Viridiplantae; Streptophyta; Magnoliopsida; Fagales; Betulaceae. The transcript has 4 exons. The record is from RefSeq and is a predicted model, not a curated record. The coding region runs from base 966 to 3218 and encodes 750 amino acids.